GCUCUCUUCUCCGCGCUAACUUUGCCGAGCCCGGCCGGUGCAGAGCUCCAGUGGCUGUUGGGUGGCGGACUGCAGACAGAGGGCUGAGCUGGAGUCUCUGUCCCCUCGCUCCAGACCUUUUCAACUCCCAGCCCCUGUCUUAGCUUUGCGCCGCAGCCUUUGCUUUCUCCGCACUCCCCGGAGAAGACAGGACGAUGCCCGGGGCUGGGUACCACGUCCCAACCGCGGCGAAAUGGUUGGGUACCGGGCUUUUGGGAGUAGCUUUCCUCCUGUUCCCUUGUUCCCUGACCCUGGAGGUAUCUGUGGGGAAGGCUACCACCAUCACAGCUGUAAAUGGAACAGAUGUCCUGCUGCCUUGCACCUUCUCCACCUGUAUGGGCUUUGAAAACUUACAUUUCUGGUGGACAUUCAAUAACUCAGAGGAGUUCAAAAAUCUGCUUGAUGGGACAGUGAAGAAUGAAAAGUCAGAACCAAAGAUUAGGUCGAACAUCGACCCGUCACGCAUUGAGAUGGCUGGCUCUGUGAAGGAGAAAAAGAACAACAUCUCGAUUUUGAUUCUUAACCUAGAGUUCUCUGACAAGGGAAAGUACACUUGCCGCGUGAAGAAUCCCAAGGAGAAGAAUGCCCAGCAUGAAGCUACCAUCUCUCUCAUUGUUGUUGACAAGUUGGUGAAAGUAGAUAACACCGUGACGAUCAUCAUCCUCUCCGUUGUGGGUGGUCUCAUUGGACUUCUUAUCGUCAUCAUGUUGAUUAAGAAGUUUGUUACUUUCAUCAUUAAGAAGACCCAAGAAAAGAAGAAGGAAUGCCUCGUGAAUUCAUCGGGGAAUGACAACACCGAGAACGGAAUGGCUGGCUCCAAAGCAGAACAGAAAGGAACACCAAAGUUGUAAGCCUCUGGCCUCGAGGCCCAGGGGAUACUGCAGUCAACACCACAACUACAGAGUCUCUAUUUUUGUUAACAAAAAUGAUGCUUGGGCCGUGUCUAUAGAACCCACGUGCCUGUGACACCCGCUGCUUAGCUCAGACUGGAAUCCCCUAGGGGUGGGGAGCAAUGGGGCCUAUUUAGACUGGCUCCCUUAGCUGUAGCCUCUCACAUCUUUUCUCUCUUUCCUCCUCCUUCCAGAGAUGCAGAUAAGUCAGGCAAAGAAGGAGAGAGGGGGCCGGGGGAAGUCUUGUGGUUGAGGGGGUGGUGGAGGGCAGGGAGAAGCAGUACAGGAGCACUGUGUGGGACUCAGCAUUGGGAUAGCAUCAGAAUGGGCCACCCUAAGGCUUGGGUGUGUGCAGAUGAGGAUCUUCUCUUCCAGUCACCCCUCUCUACCCUGAUUUUUCUUCCCUAAUAGCUGAGAAGCUCUUCCCUCUGUGUUGGGAAUGGGCAAAGCUCGUACUCUGGUCCCAUCACAUCCCUUGCCUGACCUGCAGACCUUCUGUCUUCCUGGUCAAGGCAGGACCAUGGCCAGUUCAUUGGGAGCUCCAAUUCUGGGUCCCCUUCCCACCAGGAUUCCUUCCCUUUCUUUCCAUAGCAAGAGGUGUCAUCUUGCUUGGGGUUCUGAGUGCCUGUCUUCUUUUGUCUCCUUUGCCCCUCCCAUAAGACGCCCUCUCCAUUCUGACCUCUUUCAAUAGCUUCUUCUUUUUCCUCAUCCCAUUCACCCCCUACCUCCAAAGGCUUAUUCAGUACCACCCCCCAUCCAAAUAAAGGACUCAUACCCUCUGGGUACUGUAAGAUCCUUUCUAUGGAUCUGGGAGGGGGGAGACAUGGAAGAGUCCCUAUGGUGCCAUGGGGGUCAUUUGCAGUCCUGAACAUUGAACUCUGGGAUGGAAGUCAACUGGGCAGGAACCAUAUCCUUUUUGUGUGUGUUGGGGGGAGUACGUGGGGUUAGAGGAAUGGAUCAUUUCAGGUGUUGGUGUUUCUAGGUGUAGGACUUUUGGGGAUAUAGCCUCCUAUUUUGCAGGGUAACUAGUAUCUCACCCCGGCCUGCAGCUCCACAGCCAGAGUUGGGAGGAGAGGUACAUGGGGCAUCUUCUCAUUACCUCAGGCCUAGUGCUCUCUCAGAAAUGGGAAAGUUGCAUUUUAGAGGCCUGAGCUGGGCCACCCUACACCUCGGGCCACUGGGAGAUGGGGAAAAGGGAGAACCCUGGCUCCUUGGCCUGGAAUCAUGUCAGGCACUAAACCCUUCCUCCUUUCUCUGAAUCUGUAGCUCAGGGGCCCAAGUUCCUAUGUUACUGAGAGAACUAACCUAGACAAGGGCAGAGACUUUGAGUCCCAGCUCCCUAGGGGACUGGAAGCUCUGACCUAGCCUUAGUUCCCUGGUGCCUAAAUUCCCCUAUUGGGAAGGGCCAUGGCCUGUGCCCCAGGCCCAAUCCACCCCACCUGUCCCUGGGAGCCCAUAUCUCUUUGUCAUGGCAGGACUAUGGCUAAUUCAUUGGGAACCCACAUCCUGUCUGUCUCCCCCCAGCCCCUCAGAUCCCUUUUUCUUCCUUUUUGGAGAAAGGCUGCCAUGUUGCUGGUGAUUCUGAGCAUCCUCUCCCCUCAUCUCAUUUUCACUCUUUCUGCUACUCUUCCUUCUAGCCAGUUGUCUCUUUUCCCCACAGCUGUUUGUCUCUCCCCCAUGCAUACAGCCCAUGCAUGAUCCCUAAAUAAAGGGCUAGAAACUCCUUUAGGUAUCCUCAGUUUCUAGUGGCAGACUUCAGAGUCUUCCUUGCUUCUGUUGAGAGGUGCCUUGGGUUUGCUGGCUACCACUCCCUGCUUCAGUAUUAGGUUUUCAGUCUCAGCCUGCAUUACCCUCUCCCCAGGGUUGGGAUGGACCUAGGAGAACAGGCACCCAUGAUUAUGAUUAUUAUCAUUAUUUUUGCUGUUCUAAGAACUAGUAUGCACGUCCCUAUGAGUGGGGACAGUCUGUGCCUUAGACCCUUGGUAUUUUAGUAUAUGCCCUGGGAGAUAGAAAGUUGCAUUUGGCAUGGGAGGCAGGGAAGAGUCCUCCAAACCCAUUCUGGCUCACACAGAGGGCAUUGGCCUGGGAAAAGGAGGAGUGAGUAGGGCAUGGGAGCUUGUAAUUAGGAUGUUUUAGCUUGGUCCCUUGCCAAUUAACUUGGUCCUAUGGUGCUUCUGAUGUGAGAGGGGUUUUGGGGAUGUGGUGUGUGAAUGAUUGGAGUAAUUGGGUGAGAUGGUGGUUGAGCUCUGAGAAUCCAUAUGCCUGUGCCUCAAAGCAGUAGAUAGAAGGGGUCCAGUGAAGGGAGGGUAGUGGGGAUGGUGAUAUCAAUAUUAUGUUAUAGCACCAACACAAGCCAACUAACCCCAUCCUAUCCUCAAUGGUGAGACUGUACAUGGUUCCCUCAUUUAGAUUUUCUAGACUCAAUUUCUGUGGCUUUCCCAGGAAGUGCCAGAGUUUCUCUUAUUUCAUUUUCACCAAUCAAGUACCUAUGGUAGCUGCCUCUGAGGACUCCCUGGGACAGAAUUUCCCAUUCCACGGAAGAUAAAGGAAAGAAAAUCAUAGAGCUGGGAAGCAGUACCCAGAGUCCUCCCCUUAGGCCAACUUUUAGCAGGGGCCUAUGUCCUGGCUCCACUCACUCUAAUCCUGGCUCCUUGUUUCCCAGAGCUUUCUGCCUCAUGCUUGGUGCCGUGCACCCCUUCCAGGCUUCCCAUUCCCCCCUCUUUCUGCUCCUACAAUUGCUCCCGUUCUGUCCGGCUUUGAUUAGGCCAGGUUUUAUAUACAAGUUCGGACUUCCAUGGGUGAAAAGCCCUUUGGCAGUGGAUAGAUCAGGGCUUCCAACCAUCCAGCAAAUACCUCUUGUAGCUGUCUUCAUGGAAAACUACUUUCUUUUUUCUUUCUAGCCUCCUCAUUAAGCACAAGUCAAGGGGGAAAAAGAUCUUGGGGUCUAGUAGUUAGGGUAGUUUGAGAGGACAGAAAAAGACAAGUGAGAUCUUUUCAUUCCCAGCUCUACCACUUACUUGCUCGGUGACCCUGGGCAAGCCACUCGCCUUCUCUGGGACUCAGUUUUCCCCAUCUGUAAAAUGGGAGUAAUACUGCUUACCUACCUCACUGAGGUGUUGUGAGGCUUGACCAGUUCUUGACUAUAAAAAAAAAGGUUUUGACUCGGGAGUCUCCAGGAGGCAGAGUAGUAUGAUCAGAGAGAUCGUUCAGUGGGUGAGUUCCUUUUCUUCAUCCUUGUCUCCCCCACCGCUGCACAUGCGUCCUUGGAAUUCUCUUCACUUUGAGGAUGGUGGAAACAUUAUCUAUGUUGCUUAAAGAUCUUCUCCCAUGACCUUGGCCAUGUAGCAGGAAGUAUAUGUAGAACCACCACCCAAGCAUCCCCUGCAACGUUGGAGGAAUUCCAUGGAAGGGAAGGCAUAGGAUAACUGGUGAGGUUUCUGGGCUGAAAGGGAGCCUACUUUGCCAAGUUGUACUUGGAUGCCCACAACUUAAAUUCACUUGUCACUGACAGGAUCUCUUGGGGCUCGGUAUCUUUCCUGGGCAAAGGAAGGUAGUUGAACUAGAUUGGCAGCCUUUGUUUCUAUAGGCUUUGGGCUCAUGGGGGUGUCAUUUGGGGUUACCGCACAGGGCCUGUGAGUGCGUGGUAUCUGCAGAUGCUAAAAUGCUAUUGGGCCAGGGUCCUGGAAAGGCUUUGAUUUCAAAAGAGGGUCCUCAUCCUUAGAGGGAUUAGAAAUCCCUGGACUAGAUGAGGUGGAAGGCCCUUCCAGCUCUAAUAUUUUAUGAAUCUAUAAAAAAGACUGUUUGAGUGAUGAGACCAAAGAAAUCAAUUGGAGGCUGGUUCUCCCUUUGGCACUUCCUGUCCUUUCACAUCCGAAAGAAGGAUCUGAGUACUUGGCUUUGGUUUUCACACCUCUGUGGCUAUGAAUUCUAUAACUGGGGACUGAAAGGGCUUAUAUUGGUUGUAUUUCAUGGGGUAUACUUUUGGCUAGAUGGGUAUUUGUAAGUGGUGGCAGGAAGGGAGUACAUGUCUGAGACUCUGUGUAGUCUGUGUGCUUAUGCUUAUGGCAAGUGUUUGCGUGUAUGUGUGUGUUUCAAAUGUGUGCACGUGAGUAUCUAUAGGAUUACAUGACCAGCUUGCAUUUGGAAUACUGGUCAACAGGAAUUUAUUAAAUACUUGCUACGUGUGUGCCAGGCACUGUGCUAAGUGCUGGGGAUACAAAGGAGGCAGCAACACAGUCACUGCCCUCAGGGAGCUCAUAGUCUAAUGGGGGGAGACAGGAUAUUAACAACUGUGCAAAAUCUAGACAAAGUAGAUGGGAGGUGAUCUCAGAGAGCGGGCAAAGUGAGGAUAGAUGGUUGAUUGACAGCUGGUCUGCCCCGUUGAUGGCCACACAAUAUCAAGGGCUCACUGCUUUGUGACAUAGCCUUUGGAAGCUCAGCUUCACCUCUAGGCCAUGAUAAAGCACUGGACAGGAAAUAGGGAUUGGACUUCAGAUUUCAUCAGUACAGGGAACUGCUCAGUGAGGGCAGCUGGGUAGUGUGUUAGAUAGAGUGCUAGGCUUGGGGUAAGGAAGACCUGAGUUCAAAUCUGCCUUCAGAUACUUACUAGCUGUGUGACCCUGGGCAAGUCACUUCACCCUGUUUGCCUCAGUUUCUUCAUCUGUAAAAUGAGCUGGAGAAAGAAACAGCAAACCCCUCCAGUAUCUUUCCCAAGAAAACCCCAAAUGGGGUCACAACUGAAAACGAUUGAACGAUAGUAAGAAGUGAGGAAACUCCCUUUACCAGCACAGGUUGGCAUCUUAUAGCUUAGAGCACUGAGAAGAGCCAUACAAAUGUUUGUCGAAUUUGAAUGUGGAGAAGUUUACAUGUGCAGGGAGUGUGUGUCAAGGAGGCUGGGUAUGUAUGUGAAUGUGGUCCAUAAGUGUGUGUAUGGGAUGUGUGAAUAGGUAGGUGUAGGGAGUAUGUGGAUGUGAACGUGUGCUGAGGGAGUACAUGUAUGGGGGCUCAUACAUAGGGGAAUUUCUGGGGUAUGUGAGGGAGAAUGGGUGUAGGUCCAUGGAAGGAAUAUGAAUGCAUAUAAAUGUAUAGAAGAUGUAUGCACAUGUGGCUGUGGAGAUGGAUGGGACUGUAUAUGUAGUUUGUAUGUAUGUGUGUAGUAUGCAUGGCAGAGGUCAUGAGAGAGCAUGUGUAUUCCCCGUGAAAAUGAAUUUACGAGGCUUUGUAAUCAGAGGACCCGGCAAGGAGGCUGACAUUUAUGCAAGACACGUCAGAAGUCACCUUCCUUGGUUUGCUCGGUGGCUGUUAGAAUGCCCAGAAGCUGCCUGAGGAUUCCACAGAGUAGAAGCCCAUCUCAUAUCAUUUCAGGGAGGACAGCGACCAUGGCAGGCAGGGAGCACCCGAUGGGAGAGACUUUCUCUGGAGAAGUCCCUUGGGUCUCAGUACUUUUCUUUGUUCCAACCCAGAUUCCCACUGCCCACGUGAUAUGCAAUGCUUUUGACUCUACUGUGCAUGAUUUUUUCCUUUGGCUUGAAUGGAAAACAAUUCCUAUAAUCAGUUUUCCUAUGUAACCAUGUGGUUAUAUAAAUAACCUAUAUAACCAUGUCUUGAUAUGAUACACAUAUAGGCCUUGGGAAGUCUCUAGGCCUAGGGGCCUCUGGGGAAAUGCAGGCGUGUAUGUGUGCAUUUAUAUGUUUAUAUAUGUGUAUACGCAUACAUAUACAUAUAUAUUUGUGUACAAGCACAGAAAGAAAGGGUGGAAUCAGGAUGCUUUGCCUUUAUGAUACAUUUUGCACUGUAGAGUUUUAUUUAGCUUUGCCUUGAAUGAAAUAAAAAAAUUAUAUUUAAUAGAA
Trichosurus vulpecula (common brushtail) is the source of this 6778-nucleotide messenger RNA. It is a transcript of the gene SCN4B, whose product is annotated as sodium voltage-gated channel beta subunit 4. The record is from RefSeq and is a predicted model, not a curated record. Gene Ontology annotation, cellular component: membrane; voltage-gated sodium channel complex. The transcript is spliced from 5 exons. The coding region runs from base 195 to 890 and encodes 231 amino acids. Gene Ontology annotation, molecular function: sodium channel regulator activity; transmembrane transporter binding. Gene Ontology annotation, biological process: regulation of ventricular cardiac muscle cell membrane repolarization; regulation of sodium ion transmembrane transporter activity; cardiac muscle cell action potential involved in contraction. Lineage: Eukaryota; Metazoa; Chordata; Mammalia; Diprotodontia; Phalangeridae.